Hyaena hyaena (striped hyena) is the source of this 1289-nucleotide messenger RNA. RefSeq names its product melanoma-associated antigen B3-like. Gene Ontology annotation, biological process: negative regulation of transcription by RNA polymerase II. The coding region runs from base 144 to 1079 and encodes 311 amino acids. The record is from RefSeq and is a predicted model, not a curated record. Lineage: Eukaryota; Metazoa; Chordata; Mammalia; Carnivora; Hyaenidae. The transcript has 2 exons. Gene Ontology annotation, cellular component: nucleus.
GCGAGACGCCCUCUUUGCUUUCGGCUGCUGCUUCGGGACAGGUGACUGAGGAGUCUUCUAGGCCCAAGCACACGUCGUCAAGGGAUCUACAUCUCCUGAUCCUGUUUAUACGCCUGCCUCCUGUCCCUGACCAGAGUGCCAUCAUGCCUCGGAGUCACAAGAGUAAGCUCCAGGCUCAUGAGAGACGCCGUCAGGCUCGAAGGGAAGCUCAGGGCUGUGAGGGUGCUCAGGCCAUAGCAGCAGUGCAAGGGGAGUCCGCUCCCUCCUCCACUCCUCAAUGUGAAGGUACUACCCAGAGGCUGCCUACUACUGGGUCAAGUGGCACUUCUCAGCGGGGUGGAAGAGCCAAAACCACCACCACUACUUCUGAAGCCCAUUCUGGCACUAGAUCUGAUGAAGAUGCCAGCAACCAAGAUGAGGCAAGGGUGAGCCCCUAUGAGGCCCCAUUCUACAAUCAACGCCCAGGCCCAGGUGAAGAUUCUCUAACCAGGAAGCCUGCCUUGCUGGAGCAGUUCCUACUGUUCAAGUAUAAAAUGAAACAACCCAUUUUGAAGGCAGACAUGCUGAAGAUCAUCGGCCUAAAAUAUGAAUUGCGUUUUCCUGAGAUCCUCAAGAAAGCUGCUGAGCGCAUUGAGAUUGUCUUUGGAGUCAACGUGCAGGAAAUCGAUUCAGCUAGACAACAGUAUGAUCUCAUCAGCAAACUCAGACUCCCCAACAAUGGGAGGGUGCGUGCUGGCAGGGGGUUACCCAAGACCGGUCUCCUGAUGAAUAUACUGGGAAUGAUCUUCAUAAAGGGCAACUGUGCUCCUGAGGAAGACAUCUGGAAAUUCCUGAGUAUGAUGCGAAUAUAUCCUGGGCGGAAGCACUUCAUCUAUGGAGAGCCCAGGAAGCUCAUCACCAAAGAUUUGGUGAGGCUGGAGUAUCUAGAGUACCGCCAGGUGGCCAACAGUGAUCCUCCACGCCAUGAGUUCCUGGGUGGUCCGAAAGCCCUAGUUGAAACCACCAAGACGACAGUCCUGCAAUUUUUGUCUAAAGUCAAUUAUGCCAUCCCUACUGCUUUCCCAGCCUAUUAUGAAUAGGUUCUGCAAGAAGAAGGAGCGAGAGCCCAAGCCAGAGGUGCAACCAGGGCUUGCGCUACUACCAAAGUCCUUGCCCCUUCCCGUGUGAUGACCAAGAGCAUCUCCCAACCACUGAUGAAAUCUGAGGUUUCUAAACCACCAGACAAGAAAAUACAACAUCAGAGUAAGAAUUAGAUUAUUAGCAAUGUGAAAGAGUCUCACAGUAAAAUA